Diorhabda carinulata is the source of this 895-nucleotide messenger RNA. RefSeq lists its product as uncharacterized. The coding region runs from base 235 to 840 and encodes 201 amino acids. Lineage: Eukaryota; Metazoa; Arthropoda; Insecta; Coleoptera; Chrysomelidae. The transcript has 3 exons. The record is from RefSeq and is a predicted model, not a curated record.
ACUUAUCGUCUAUUCAAUAAUCUCAUCAAAAUCUGUGUUAAGGAUUUCCAUGAAUCAUUCAGAAUUAUGAUAUUUGAGUAAAAGUCUAAAUAGUGGUGAAAGUUGUUCUGUCACUUGAAAUUCUUGACAUUUGUCACAAUACUCUUUAAAAUGUCCCAAGUGAUGAAAUUUUUGUAGCUACUUCCUAUAUAACAUACCAUGUUCCAGUAAAUUAGGUUAUCAAAAGCGUAAAAUAUGGAUAAAGAUACUUUAGCAAAUACACAUAAAGUUAACAAUAAAAAGGAGAAAAUUGUUAAAAAAGAGACAUUUAGAAAGCAUAAAUUGAAUAGUCUAAAAGCACGGAUUCAGAAAAAGGUUGAAUUGAAACAAAAACCAAACAUUUUGAAAGAAUCUUCCAAUAAAAUUAAUGAGAAAGUAACCAGCGAAUCAACAAAAAUACAAAAAAAACAAGCUCCUCUCAAGAAAUUUCUUCAGGGGAACGUCUUCAAAUGUACGCAUGCAAAAACUGAAAAAGGUAAAACAUUGUUAACUUUACAACCGUUAAUGUACAAUGUCGAGGAAGGUAGAAUCAAACUUAUGGGCGUUAUCGUCAAUGGUCCAAAAAAGAUUAAAAAGAAAAAACAGAAAGUAGAUGGAACGGACGAAUAUAUAUUACCUCUGUCUGAUGCUGUAAAAUCCAAGGAGAAAUCGGGGAAAGUUUCGACAAGCAAAGGAACAAAAGAAAAAUCUUCCACCGAACAGAAAUCGAAAAGGUCUACAGGAAUUACAAAAAAGACCGAUCAAAUGAUGAAAGUAAUUAAUAACAAGAUAAUUGGACAAAGGAAAAUUGGAAACCGUUGAAUAAUUUAUUCUGUACUAAUCAUUGUUAAUAAAACGUUUUUUUGAAAUAUAUAAA